GAUAGGAAUAGAAAAGUAAUUCAAUAAUUGGUUUCUCCCUUUUUUUUCUUUUUUAGUAUAUUGAAUAUUGUUGGAAAUACAAUCUAUUUGAAACAGUCAAACUGAUCAACAUGAUAUCAGUCACGAAAUAUUAAAAAGAAACAGUUAUUGAAAUAAUACUCCUGAAAUUUAUGAGUGAACACAGAACAGACAAGAAUGACAUGCCUUAGUUUUGGAAGUCCAUUGAUGUCAAAUCUUGCACUUCUUCUCAGUGUGGCAACAGCUAGAACAUCAUUAAGACAGUUCCAUCCAUACAAAAUGUAUGUCUGUGUACAAUGUGUCAGACAAUACAGUGACAAAGAAAAGACAAAAACAAAUAUUGUUAGUGAAAGUGAGGCUGAAACAUUCUCUUGGGAAGCUUUAGUGGAUUAUUCUAAACUUACAGCUCAGGAUGUCAAAAUUCAUAGAAAACAUGUAGAAGCUGUAAGGAAUAAACAAAUGUCAUACACAGAUCCAGGAACAGGCUAUAUGGUUAUGACAAGAUUAUCACAUGUGACCAGAGGAGAUUGUUGUGGAAAUGCUUGUAGACAUUGUCCCUAUGGACAGAAAAAUGUACCUGACGAGAUGAAAAGAAAAUUCAACUCAGCAUUUUAUUCUUGACGAAUGUGAAAUGUGUAGUACUUGACCAGUUGGAAGCUUUUUUACAUAACUUUAAGAGUGUUUUCAUUUCAUUUCAUUUUGUUACUUAAAAAUUACUGUUUUAGUGAAAUGAUAAAAAUAAUGUUUAUGAAACGGGUAUUACAUGUAUAUCUGUACGUUUUAUUGUUUUGAGCUUUGAUAUAAACUGUUAAGUAUUUG
Messenger RNA from Mytilus trossulus (common blue mussel), 837 nucleotides. RefSeq lists its product as uncharacterized. The transcript has 4 exons. NCBI's taxonomy places the organism in Eukaryota, Metazoa, Mollusca, Bivalvia, Mytilida, Mytilidae. The coding region runs from base 196 to 639 and encodes 147 amino acids. The record is from RefSeq and is a predicted model, not a curated record.